GGUCCAUUGAAGCAGGAAACAAUGGCGUCACAAGCAGCGGCUGCUCGGGUCCACGUCCUCGGCGGGUACCGACGCCUCCUGCGAGCGAGCCAGCAGACGUUCGGAGCAGACAAGCGUGCGGUUGUCGAAGCUCGCAAAGCCGUCCGCGCCGCAUUUCUUGAAAACCGCGAUGUGCAUGACACCCAGGCGUUGAGUGCGCUCAUCAAGGGCAUCGACGAAGCGGAAGCAAUGCUGUUGUACAAUAUCGUGCAGGGCAAGGCAAACGAAAAGGGUACGUUUGAGGUCAAGUUGACUGACCCCCAGAAGAGCCGCAUUCGCAAGGACGAAGAGCUCACGGAAAUCACGCCAGACUCGGGCAAGGCGCCCGUGGUGACCAAGUCGUGCCCAGACGGAGGAUGCUCUGCAUAGGACAAGCUCAACCCACAAUGUUCCACACUCUCUGCUUUGUCAUCCUCUGCAGCUAACUUGACGAUUGCCCUUGCACACAUGCACGAAAGGAACGGUCCCGCCUUAUCGCGACAUCGCUAUUAACCUCUGGACGCAAACUCUCAAGAUUGUGUCGUACAAAUUUGGUUGAUUAGAUACGUCGUCGUCGCAAAUGGACGCGGGUGGUAUAACUUAAGGC
This is a messenger RNA of Aphanomyces invadans, 625 nucleotides long. RefSeq lists its product as hypothetical. The record is from RefSeq and is a predicted model, not a curated record. Bases 22 to 408 code for a protein of 128 amino acids. The transcript has a single exon. NCBI's taxonomy places the organism in Eukaryota, Oomycota, Saprolegniomycetes, Saprolegniales, Verrucalvaceae. Gene Ontology annotation, biological process: mitochondrial respiratory chain complex III assembly.